GAUCCACAAUGGCGGCGGCUCCGCUGAAGCUGUUGUUGACACCGCUGGGGCCGGGACCUGGGUCUGGGCCUGACAGCGGCUCUCGCAGUCUGCGUGCCGCCAACGGCUGCUCGGUCAAGGUUCUAGAAUGCGGAGUUUGUGAAGAUGUAUUCUCUCUGCAGGGAGACAAAGUACCUCGCUUGCUCCUUUGCGGUCACACCGUCUGCCACGAUUGUCUCACCCGGCUUCCACUACAGGGGAGAGCAAUACGUUGUCCAUUUGACCGACAGGUGACUGAAUUAGGUGAUUCAGGUGUCUGGGGCUUAAAGAAAAAUUUUGCUUUGCUGGAGCUCCUCGAACGUUUGCAGAAUGGCACUGCCAAUCACCAUGGAGCAUCUGAAGAGGUUCUUGAAAUAUCAGGAGAGCGCAUUAUCCGCUGUGAUGAAGAUGAAAACCACAUUGCAUCCAUGUAUUGUACCGUCUGUGCAACUCAUCUUUGUGCAGACUGCUCCCAGCUAACACACUCCACACGGACCUUGGCCAAACAUCGACGAGUACCUCUGGCUGACAAGCCACAUGAGAAAACCAUGUGCUCUCAACACCAGGUGCAUGUGAUUGAGUUUGUUUGUUUAGAAGAUGGAUGUCAAUCCAGUCCCCUAAUGUGCUGUGUGUGCAAGGAGUAUGCAAAGCAUCAAGGUCACAAGAAUAUACUCUUGGAAACUGAAGCAAAUCAAAUUCGUGCAUCUAUUUUAGAUAUGGCACACUGUAUCCGUACUUUUACAGAGGAAAUCUCAGACUAUUCUAGAAAACUUGGUGGGAUUAUUCAGAAGAUUGAAGGAGGAGAGCAAAUAAUAGAAAGUAGAAUUGGAAUGGCUCACUCAGAUCAUGUUCCAGGCAGUGCUGAGAAUGCACGUUCCUGUGUUCGUGCAUAUUUCGCAGAAUUGCAUGAAACUCUCUUUAGGCAGGAGGAAAUGGCACUGAGUGUAGUUGAUGCUCAUGUGCGGGAGAAAUUGAUAUGGCUGAGACAACAGCAAGAGGACAUGACAAUUCUACUGUCUCAGGUUUCAACAGCUUGUCUCCACUGUGAGAAAACAUUGCAACAGGAUGACUGCCGUGUAGUGAUGGCAAAACAAGAAAUCACUCAUUUGCUGGAAACAUUACAGAAACAGCAACAACAGUUCACGGAACUCGCUGAUCACAUUCAAUUGGAUGCUAGUAUCCCUGUCACUUUCACAAAGGAUAACCGUGUUCAUAUUGGGCCCAAGAUGGAGAUACGUGUAGUCACUUUGGGACUGGACGGAGCAGGCAAAACAACUAUUCUUUUCAAAUUGAAACAGGAUGAGUUUAUGCAACCAAUUCCUACCAUAGGUUUUAAUGUUGAAACUGUAGAAUACAAAAACUUAAAGUUUACUAUUUGGGAUGUAGGAGGCAAGCAUAAACUGAGGCCACUUUGGAAGCAUUAUUACCUUAACACACAAGCAGUUGUAUUUGUGAUAGACAGCAGUAACAGGGACCGAUUGAUGGAAGCACACAGUGAAUUGGCCAAGUUAUUGGCUGAAAAAGAGUUAAGGGAUGCUUUACUCCUUAUCUUUGCCAAUAAACAGGAUGUAACUGGAGCACUUACUGUAGAAGAAAUAACCGAGUUACUCAGUCUGCACAAGCUGUGCUGUGGUCGCAGCUGGCACAUCCAAGGCUGUGAUGCCCGGAGUGGAUUAGGACUACAUGAAGGGUUAGAUUGGCUCUCAAGACAGUUGGUGGCUGCGGGUGUGUUAGAUGUAGCCUAAUACUGCCCUAACAACAUGCUUUAUUGCCACUUUUACUUGUAAAUAGCUGCUUUAACACGUGUCUGUGACAUCCAUAUUGUCUGUAUUUGAAGAUGUAGCAACCAGACUUGGUUUAAUUGAGUGGAGACAGGAAGUUGUAAAGCAGACUUGAAAUGUAAUUCAGAAUUUCACCAAGAAAAGUAAGUUCAAUUAAAUUGUGUAUUUGUUGCACUACUGUUAUUGUGAAUAGUACAGCUAAUCCUGUUGUAGCUCCAAAUUAGUUCAAUGUGUUGCCACUUUAAGAAAAAAAGUAUUAAUUAAAAUAUUUGUUUUAAUCUAGUUUUGUUUUUAGUGAUGCUGUGUAAGUUUUGAACUUAACCAAGGUAUUAAUUUAACACUAAACAAGUUUUUUGCAAAUGGGACAAAAUGUAUUCAUUUCACUAUGCACAGUACCACAUUAUUCAGAAAUAACGAUGGGUAUGUUUGUGCUUUAACCACAUUCAUGAAAUCUAUAAGGCUGUUUUGUGGCUGUCAGUUUGUUCACACAAUAAGGUUACUUUAACAUUACACAACUUUAUAGUUAGAAAGCAAAACGGGUAAGCACUACUUAUUCAAAGUACUCUUCAACAUAUGUGCUGAAAGAUCAAAUUGUAUUCUGCCAGAGUCACUGAAAAUCGGACCUCUGUACUCAACUCAUCCCCAGAGCAGCUCCAUAAAAAUGAAAUAACCUGAUCUAUGGGAGCCAGAGCAGUCAUGUUGCUGUCAACUGGUUGCAAGUAUUCAGCAUAUCUGGGGGAGUAUUUUUGAAUAAAUAACAUCCAAGCUUUUUUUUUACAUAUACAUCACAUUUACUAUUUAAAUACUUUUCUUGCUUGAGCUGUAUUAAAGAAUAUACUAAAUCUUUUCAGAA
Messenger RNA from Rhincodon typus (whale shark), 2652 nucleotides. It is a transcript of the gene trim23, whose product is annotated as tripartite motif containing 23. NCBI's taxonomy places the organism in Eukaryota, Metazoa, Chordata, Chondrichthyes, Orectolobiformes, Rhincodontidae. The record is from RefSeq and is a predicted model, not a curated record. Gene Ontology annotation, biological process: intracellular protein transport; vesicle-mediated transport. Gene Ontology annotation, cellular component: cytoplasm; lysosomal membrane; plasma membrane. The transcript is spliced from 11 exons. Gene Ontology annotation, molecular function: zinc ion binding; GTPase activity; GTP binding. The coding region runs from base 9 to 1763 and encodes 584 amino acids.